Molecule: messenger RNA, 4097 nt
Organism: Psylliodes chrysocephalus
Lineage: Eukaryota; Metazoa; Arthropoda; Insecta; Coleoptera; Chrysomelidae
Source: the annotation of a GenBank genome assembly
GAACGGCAAAACGAACGCAAUGAUACUAAACGCACUCUGUUCUGUGACAUAACCUUAUUUUGUUAUUCUUAAAUUUUGGCGCUCAGCUAUUAUGAAAAUAAAGCGAAAUUACAUACACUUUUAUAAUUUGGAAAUUUAAAUAAUGAAACAUCUAAAAGGCCAUUUUUCAACCCCAACUACAAUGUUACAAGUGAAAAAUUCUGACGAAAUACUAAAAUCUGUGAAAAAUGCUGAUUUAACAGAAAACGUCUUAAAUGUAGACAUAGACGAAAAUGUAGGCCUAAAGAAGUGGAAACGAAAAAGGAAAAAGAAAAGAAAAGUUUCUGAUCCGGCAGUUAGAGAUGUAACAGAAUUAUUAUCAACUAAUUUAAAACUUAUAUCUCCUAGUAAAUCUCCUGAAUCAAAGAAUGUAAAUUUGGAUGUUGACUUUUCUGGAAGGGUUAUUAAAGAAAUUCCACCUACCCCUAUGAAAGAAAACACACCUAAAAACAGUGCUUCAAUACCCAAAAGAGAUGCCUUUCAGUUUAUGAUGGAAAGAAGAAACCGAAGCAUAGGUUUAAAUUCACCUGGUAAAGAAUUAGAUAAAGACACAAAUAAUAUUGAUAAUAUCGAUAACAAAGCAAAACUUGCAUCUAGAAGACAUAUUUUCUCUAAUUGGUCUGAUAAAAAAGGCGCUAUUAAACGAAAAAGAUUUGAAGAAGAAAAGGAUGAAAUUAUUGAACACAAAUUGAGUAAGAGAGCAAGAAGAUUGAAAAACCUUUUAAAUGUUGAAGAAGAAGAAACAAAAAAAAGCUUAACACUAAAAUUUGUUAAAAGUAGGAUAAGGAAGUUAUCUAGUAGUAGUGAAGAUAGUGAUUUUGAUGAGCGAGAUGAAAUUAUAGAAAGCAAUAAGAAUAAAAAAAGAGAUUUCGCUAAGAAAAAAAAUGUAGAGAUAGAUAUAAAGAAUACCAAUUCAAUAAAAACAGUGAAAAAGGCUAAAAAUCAAUAUAAAGAACUUGAAAAUAAUCAGACACCUGUCAGAUACAAUAAAGGAAAUAUAUUAUCAUUUAUAAAAUCAGAGCAGUUAAAUAAUAUAAAAAGAGAAGAGAAUGAUUCAGUAAAAGAUAAAAGUAAAACUAAAAGUAAUAAAUGCAAUGAAAGUUAUAAAAUAAAUACUAAAAACAAAAAUAUUCACACUAAACAUAAAGAUGAUAAAAUUUCAGAAAAAAAUAUUGAAAAUUCUUAUAGUAACAUGAAAGACACAUUUCCAAAAGGUAAACAAAAGAAAAAGAAGGAAACAAGAGAAUCAAUUAAUGUUUUAGAUGAAUCAAGUCAGGAAAGCAUGAAUUUUACUCCACGAAUCUUGAGGUCUUGGAAAAUGAAAAUAAAAGUGAAUAUGGAUGGAAAUGGCAACAGAGACUUGAGGACUAAAAAUCAAAUUAAAUAUGCUGAAGAUUGUAUAUCUAUUGAUUCACAGGAAAAUGAAAUUAAUUUAUCUUCUGAAAGUGAAGAAGAUAUUGAUAAAAAAACAGAAGAAAGAUGUGUUAAAAUGGCACCUGUAUUUAUGAAAGCUGUUCCAAAACCAAGAGAAGAUCCCUCUGUUGUAGAAGCUAGAAAACAAUUCCUAUUGAGUGGUAUUCCUACUUCAUUAAAAAAAGCAAUUGGAAAACAAAACAGUUUUGCCGAACAGUUAGAUGUGUUUCCCACUACACAGCAUAUUCAACAAAAAUCUGACAAUCAUUUUUGGAACUUAACUGAACCAGAACUAAACAUGACUACAUUUUCACCACUAAAGGUUUGCUAUAAUGACUUAAACUGUCAAAAAAUAACUAAAUGUCACAUAAUACGAAAUAUAAAUAUAGACAAAGAAGUUAAAAAAGUUGAUAAACUAAAGAUAUUACUAAACAAAAUUAAAUCUGAAAAUCCUUAUUAUCCUGUAUAUAAAUCAUUUAAGCAAAUACAUACAAAAAGUGGACAUACACUUGAUAAUGAAAGUGAAACCAAAAAUACAGAAAAACGAAAGCAUGGACGAAAAAGGAAAAAGAAUACACAGAAAGAUCCCAAGCAGCUUAAUCAAAUAGAAUCAGAAUCAGUUGAAUAUACCAUGUGGACCGAAAAGUAUAAGCCCAAAUGUUGUGAUGACAUAAUUGGAAACCCACAAGCUAUCAGAAAUUUGAAAAAGUGGAUGAAUGGUUGGAAAAACUUUAACCAAGAAAUCAAUUCUAGAAAGGGAAGAUGCAGUAAUACAAGUGAAUCAGAAUUUGAAAAUACAGAUUGUGAUAGCAAGGAUAGCACAAGGUUACCUGGAAAAAUUAUUGUAUUAGCAGGGCCUUGUGGUAGUGGAAAAAGCUCUGCAGUCUAUGCCGUUUGUAAAGAAUUGGGUUUUAAUGUAAUCGAGAUAAAUGCUUCAAGUAAAAGAACUGGAAAACGCCUGCUUCAAGAAAUCCAAGAGGCUACUCAAUCCCAUCAAGUUCAGAGCGAUCCACAAAAUUUUCAGAAUUACUUAUUUAAUUCUCAAAGAGAUAAAUCAAAGUCGUCUGAGCAACAAAGUGACCAAAAAAUGUGUGUUAUUUUAAUAGAAGAUGUAGAUAUUGUUUUUGAACAAGAUGAUGGAUUUAUAUCUGCUCUUAUACAGUUAACAACAACUAGUAAACGACCUCUAAUUGCAACUACGACUGAUUAUCAUUCAAUAUUUGUACAAAAAUAUUUAAAUCAGUAUGAAUAUAUUCAAUUUUUACCACUGUCUUCAUAUUCUCUGUCUACGUGGCUUCAGAUUGUGUUUCUUUGUGAAGGAUUGUACAUAUCCCAAAAUGAAAUUGGAAGCUUUUUAGAAUAUAACAAAGGAGAUAUAAGAAAAACUUUGCUUCAAUUCCAAUUUUGGGUCCAGUCAGGUGGCCAGAUAUUGCAAAAUGCAAUGCCAAUCAAAAUAGAAUACAAUCAACGUAAUUGUGAAGAACAAUUAGAAGUAGAUGAAGAUAACAAGGAAUUACUCAUAGAUGAUAAUAUAGACCAUACAUUUUUUGAACACAAACAUUGCUUUCGAAGUUUUGAAAUAUUAGAACUGGAGGAGUCAUUUAAAGUGCCCUUUUAUUUAAAGAUGGGUUUACUUUGGUGGAACAUCCCUAAUAUCCUUAGUAUUCCAGAUUAUUCAAGACAUAGAAUUGAUAAACUAAAAGGCAAUAUUAUGGAAAUGAAAUCACCUGAUAUUUCCAAACAAGCCAAUAAAGAAAAAUUACACCUAAUAAGUAAAGUAUAUGAUUCGCUGAUAUAUGCAGAUGUUACAUUUAAAAUUAUAAAAUACUAUGAUGGUGUAGAACCUUUAGUUAGAAAAGGUGUUAAACUAGGUGAUAGUUUAGAAUUACGUGAAAUGACAGAGAAUAGAAAUAGCGAUUUAGAGUUUGUUCAUGAUUUGACCCACACUUUGGUGAAUGGAUCCAUUAAAAAUUAUACAAAAACCUACGAGGACUGUCGACUGAAUGUCACUUUGCCCAAUAAAAGUGAAAGGAGGUGGAGAACAAAACUUCAAGAAUAUGAAAAUGUUUACCGAGAUGCCAUACCAGUAUCAACUGAGAAAAACUCAACUGCUCUUGACUACAUGCCUGUUUUACGUGAUAUUACUAGGGCAGAGUGCGCGCGAGCGGCAAAUAAUACCAAGCGUGGAAAUCGUUUUAGGAACUAUUUAAGAGAGUUGGGUAUACAUUGCAAUGAAAUUACCAAUACAGUGGCUUGUAACGUUUUAAGUAAAUUUAUUUAAGUGUAAUAGAAGUUAUGUUUAUUUUAUAACUAAGAAAAGAUUAUUAGAUAAUUUUUCAAGUUAAAAAAUCUUGUACUAUUGACCAUUUGCAUUGCUAGUCGUUAAAAAAUAAGCGAAGCUGAAAAUUAUGUUUUUAAUGUGAAAAUGUCAUUUUAAACUUAUUGGCUUAUUUUUUAACGACUAGCGUUGCAAAUGAACCUGUAUAAUUUUUCAAACCAUUAUCUUUAGAUUAUAAUUUUGAAAGUAACAAUUUUAGACUAGUGGUGUUCUACUUAUUGUGUAGUUUAAGAAAUGAAAAUAUCUUUAGUUUUUAUAUUGAAAUAACAUUAUACAGGUUGUUAAAAUAUACGUAGAUAUUAAAGCA